Galendromus occidentalis (western predatory mite) is the source of this 622-nucleotide messenger RNA. RefSeq lists its product as uncharacterized. The transcript is spliced from 2 exons. The record is from RefSeq and is a predicted model, not a curated record. The coding region runs from base 59 to 622 and encodes 187 amino acids. Lineage: Eukaryota; Metazoa; Arthropoda; Arachnida; Mesostigmata; Phytoseiidae.
GAUUCAUUCUCGAUUCGUCGUGGAUUCGGUGCCAAGCUCUCGUCCGAAGCUCGUCAGGAUGCGUGCUUACACAGUCUUCUACUCGGUGAUUCUCGCCUCAGUUUUGGAACAAAGUUUGGCCAAAAAGUUUGAAAAGGGCGCGCUCACUUACCUGCUGCUGAGGAAUCUCCAACAAAAGCCUCAGUCCGAGAUGAUGGUCAUGCUACCCGCCGGUGUAGAUGUCAACGAGCUGAAGACACCGAUGAUGAUGAUGGUGCUGCCCGUCGGUGGGAUGAAAGCCAUGCAAAUGAUGCCGACCAUGCCAGCUAUGCCGCAAGCAGGUGCGGAACAGAUGAAGCAGAUAAUGAUGAUGCAACAGCAACAACAGCAGCAGCAACAACAACAGCAACAGAUGAUGAUGAUGAGCCAGAUGAUGGAGAAUAUGAUGAUGGCUAAUGCCAUGAAGGAGGGGUCGAUGAGCAAAGGGAUGGAGAUGAAUGCCAUGAUGCCGUCGAACGACUCCACCGAUAAGAUGGUUGAAGCUCUGAGGAAACUCGAAGCUCAGCAUCAUGCCCGAGAGCACACGCAUGCGCAUGCCCCCGUUUUGGCGAGCCGUCACGCCGACGCCCACAUCCAUCCCUGA